Messenger RNA from Prunus armeniaca (apricot), 2415 nucleotides. The record is from the annotation of a GenBank genome assembly. Lineage: Eukaryota; Viridiplantae; Streptophyta; Magnoliopsida; Rosales; Rosaceae.
AUGGCAUCUCUUCGGACCACCAGGAAUCUCACCAUGGCUGAUGCCCCAAAUCCAUUUCAACUCCCCAAUAUUACCAAGUUUAAGAUUGCUCUCUGUCAGUUGUCAGUUACUUCAGACAAGAGCCAGAAUCUUGAUCGUGCCUCUCGUUCGAUAAGAUUUUCUGUCGAGCAAGGUGCAAAGCUGCUUGUUUUACCAGAAAUGUGGAACUGUCCUUAUUCAAGUGAUUAUUUUGCAAAAUAUGCUGAGGAUUUUGACAAUAGAGAUGCCUCGCCAACAUUGUCCAUGUUAUCUGAAGCUGCUUGUUGCCAUGGGAUCACAAUCAUAGGAGGAUCUUUGCCUGAAUGGGAUCAUGGUCGGUUGUACAAUACUUGCUGCAUAUUUGGACCAGAUGGAAAGCUGAAAGCUAAGCACAGGAAAAUACAUCUGUUUGACAUUGACAUUCCAGGAGAGAUUUCAUUCAAGGAAUCUGACACCUUCACUGCAGGGGAUCAACCUACCAUUGUGGACACAGAAGUUGGUCGAAUCGGAAUAGGAAUUUGUCAUGAUAUACGAUUUCCUGAACUUGCUGCAUUAUACAGGAAAAGAGGGGUUGACAUCAUAUGCUAUCCUGGGGCAUUCAACAUGAGCACUGGUGAAUUGUUGUGGGAGCUGGUACAGAGAGCUAGGGCCGUCGAUAACCAGUUAUUUGUGGCAACUUGCUCACCCUCUCGAAACUCUACUGGUUCUUAUACAACUUGGGGCCAUUCCACACUAGUUGGACCGUCUGGAGAGAUAAUUGUUACCUCAGGGCAUGAGGAAACUACUGUCAUUGCGGAGAUUGAUUACUCUAAUAUUCAGCUCCAAAGAAAGAGUCUCCCACUUGAUGAUCAAAAGCGAGAAGACAUCUACAAGUGUAUCGAUUUGCUCAAGCGGCUCCUGCAACUCCCUGGCGACAACCUUCGUUAUGCCCAUUACUUGUUCGACCAAAUACCCAAGUGUAGGAACCAGUUUCUUUGGACCUCCCUCAUACAUUCCCAUGUGCUUCAUGAUCAUUUUGGUCAAUCCAUCACUUUAUAUGCUAAAAUGCACCGGGUUGGCGUAUCGCCAUCUGGGUUCACCUUCUCUUCAGUUCUCAAUGCAUGUGCUCGUGUUCCGGCACUUUUUGAAGGGAAACAAGUCCACGCAAGGGUUGUGCAGUAUGGUUUCUUGGGAAACAAAAUAGUGCAAACUGCACUUCUUCAUAUGUAUGCAAAAUGCGGGCUUGUACUGGAUGCAAGGGACAUCUUUGAUAGGAUGGAUGAUAAAGACUUGGUUGCUUGGACGGCCAUGGUUUGUGGGUAUUCAAAGAUGGGAUUGAUGGGCGAGGCGCGGUGGUUGUUUGAUAACAUGGAGCAGCGCAAUGCAGUUUCUUGGACUACAAUGGUUGCUGGGUACGCAAACAAUGGUGAUAUGGAAACGGCAAAGGAAUUGUACGAAAGAAUGGUGGAGAAAGAUUCAGUGGCAUGGGUGGCUAUGAUAGCAGGUUAUGGGAAGUGUGGUAAUGUUUUGGAAGCCAAGAUAGUUUUCGAAGAGAUACAGAUGGCAGAUGCAUCAUGUUGGGCAGCAAUGGUGGCUUGUUAUGCUCAGAAUGGCUAUGCAAAGGAAGCCAUUGAGAUGUAUAAGAAAAUGAGGGAAGAAAAAGUGAGAGUCAAUGAGGUGGCAAUGGUUGGAGCUAUUUCAGCUUGUACACAACUUGGGGAUAAUGAAGUUGCAGCCACAUUAGCAAAUCACGUGGAGGAAGGAUGUGAGAGGACACUCUUUGUAUCCAAUGCAUUGAUCCAUAUGCAUUCCAAAUGUGGGGACAUAGAACAGGCAUGGAGAGAAUUUAACAGAAUGAGUAUCAGAGAUGUAAUAUCUUAUAGCGCAUUGAUCGCCGCUCUUGCCGACCAUGGAAAGGCCGAGGUUGCCAUGAAUCUCUUCUCAGAGAUGCAAAAAGAAGGAAUAAGACCGAACCAGGUAACAUUCGUCGGUCUCCUCAAUGCAUGUAGCCAUGUAGGACUGAUUGAGGAAGGGUGCCAAUAUUUUGAGCUCAUGACUCGGGUCUUCGGGAUUGAGCCACUUAAGGAGCACUAUGCUUGCAUGGUUGACCUUCUUGGAAGGGCUGGGCAGCUUGAAAAGGCGUACAAUCUUAUAAUAUACAACAUUGGAGCUGCUGAUGCAAAGAUCUGGGGCUCUUUGUUAGGAGCUUGCAAGGUACAUGGUAAUACCAAAUUGAGUGAGAUCGCAGCAAUGCAUCUCUUCAAAAUAGAGCCGCAUGAUGCCGGAAAUUAUGUGCUUUUAGCAAAUACUUAUGCAGAAAUAAAUAAAUGGGAUGAUGCUGAGAGGGUGAGAAAGAUGAUGAGUGAAAGAGGAAUGAUAAAAUCUCCUGGGUGUAGCUGGAUUGAAAAGUUGGGAUAA